This is a messenger RNA of Humulus lupulus (European hop), 1550 nucleotides long. RefSeq lists its product as uncharacterized. The transcript has 8 exons. Bases 127 to 1452 code for a protein of 441 amino acids. NCBI's taxonomy places the organism in Eukaryota, Viridiplantae, Streptophyta, Magnoliopsida, Rosales, Cannabaceae. Gene Ontology annotation, molecular function: methyltransferase activity; RNA binding. The record is from RefSeq and is a predicted model, not a curated record.
UAAAUUUGAGUUUUGGCUCCCGUGGAUUUAGGUCCGUGAAAACACAGCGUAAAACGACACGUCGUCUAUAUCCCACGGCUGCAUAUCCAAUCUCUUUGUGGUCUUUUAGCCUAGACUAAAGAAAACAUGCAGCGGCAGCUUCCCCUUCGGCUAGUGAAGUCUCUCACUGUUUCUUCUUUGCCAACCACAUCCACUCUCCAAGAACUUGCUUUUGCUCACCACCCCAAAGGUUUGGCAAAGGUUGUACUGAAGAAAGGGAAGACACAGCUCUUCAAGGAUGGAAGUCCGAUGGUUUACAGUGGAGCUGUUGAUAGAAUAAUUGGUAGACCGCCACCGGGGACCGGAGAUAUGGUGCUGGUAGCUGAUGGUGAGGAAAAACCUAUUGGUUGGGGCAUGUAUAAUUCUUCCUCUAUGUUCUGUGUUCGAUUGAUGCAGCUAGAAGAAGAAGCAAAAAGAGAUCCUUCAUGUGCAUUGGACAUGAUGAAACUACUUGAAACAAGGAUUGACGCAGCAAUAGGAUUGCGUAGAAGCUUGGGGCUUCCUUCAGCCAACACGAAUGCUUAUCGACUUGUGAAUAGUGAAGGUGACAGGCUGUCAGGACUAAUUGUUGAUGUAUUUGGGGAUAUAGCUGUAAUAGCAUCAUCAGCUGCUUGGGUGGAAAAGUACAAACCACAAAUAGAGGCCUGCAUCAGUGGAAUUAGUGAAGUUAAUCACAUAAACUGGAGACCAUCUGUUGAAAUUUUAAAAGAAGAAGGAUUGGAUGUGUCAAAUUUGAAGAAAAUGAAUUCAUCUACUAGUCCUCACAGAACAAAGGUCAUAGAAAAUGGGAUUUGUUAUGCAAUUUCACUUGAAGGCCAGAAAACUGGAUUUUAUGCUGAUCAGCGCGAGAAUCGUCAUUUCAUAUCAACAAUCUCUGAUGGUCAGAAAGUGCUUGAUAUUUGCUGCUAUAGUGGUGGUUUUGCUUUAAAUGCAGCACGAGGAGGUGCCAUUGCUGUCACUGGUAUCGAUUCAUCAUGGCCAGCUCUAGAGUUAGCAAAAGAAAAUAUUGUUCUUAACAACAUGGAUCCAGGAAGAAUAUCAUUUCUAAGAGAAGAUGCAACUGAAUUCAUGAAGGGUGCUCUCUCUAGAAAUGAAACAUGGGAUAUUGUCAUUUUAGAUCCUCCCAAACUAGCACCACGAAAAAAGGUUUUACAAAGCGCAACUGGCAUGUAUAGAAAUUUAAAUUCCCUGGCAAUGAAAUUGACAAAGAGAGGUGGUCUUCUUAUGACUUGUUCAUGUUCUGGGGCCAUGACGCAGAGUGGAAUGUUCUUGAGGAUUCUCCAGGGUGCUGCAUCGACGGUGGGAAGAAAGAUAACCUUGCUGAGACAGGCUGGGGCAGCAUGUGACCAUCCUGUUGACCCAGCUUACCCAGAAGGCACUUACCUUUCAAACAUCCUUCUGAGAGUGCUAUAAACAAUAAAUAUACAUAUUUUCAUCACUGCUUGCUUGCUUGCUGCUUGAACACAGUACAUUGAAAGUAAUUAAUUAAUACUAUUUCUGGAUUUAUACAA